Ilex paraguariensis (yerba mate) is the source of this 2340-nucleotide messenger RNA. The record is from the annotation of a GenBank genome assembly. NCBI's taxonomy places the organism in Eukaryota, Viridiplantae, Streptophyta, Magnoliopsida, Aquifoliales, Aquifoliaceae.
CUCCUUUUCCACAAGACUAAUCCAACACCCUCAGAAAAGAAAAGAACACCUGCAGACACUCAGUUUCAGUCACCUGGAAUAGCCUACUCGUGUUCUUCAAUUUCGAGAGUUUUGGAGGCAAAAAAAAGAGCUAUGGUAGCCAUGUCUCUCCAUAAAGAGCUUAUCUUCUUGAUAUUACAGUUCUGCGAUGAGGAAGAGCUCAAGCAAACUGCACACAUGCUUCAGCAUGAGACGGGUAUUUUCUUCGACAUGAAGUAUUUUGAGGACCUACUGCUUGGCGGUAAUUGGGAUGAAGCUGAGAGAUAUCUGUCAGGUUUCAGUGGAGUUGAGGAGGACAAGUAUUCAAUUAAAGUCUAUUUUGAAAUUAGGAAGCAAAAGUUCCUUGAGGCACUGGACAAGCAUGAUACAGCAAAGGCUUUAGAUAUCCUUGUGAAAGAUCUAAAAGUGUUUGCUCCAUCAAACGAAGAGCUGUACAAGGAAAUGACACAUCUCCUAACUUUAGAUGACUUCAGAAAACAUAGCUCACUAUCCACAUAUGGAGAUAUGAUGUCUGCGAGAAUUCGCAUGAUGAAUGAAGUUAAGAAUGUCCUUGAAGCAAGUCCCCUUUUCCAUGACAAGUUAAAGUUCCCUGACAUCAAUAAAUCAAGGUUACGACGUCUCAUCAAUCAAAGCUUAAAUUGGCAGCAUGUUCUCUGCACAUAUCCUCAGCCAGACCCUAGUAUAAAAACGCUCUUUAUGGAUCAUCAAUGUCCACUGCCCGAUCAACCAUGUGAUCAUUCAAUUGAGAUCAAUCCACUGCUUUCCAAUGACCCGUCAACUACAUCAUCACCUUUUUCUGGAAAGUCGAAUUGUGAUCCGUCUACUGUUACUCAAUCUAUAGUUUCUGAUGGAGAUCUCAAUCUGGGUGUUUCAACCAAUUUAGACACAAAUUUAAAGGAUGGCAAGGAUUCUGAUGAUAUGUUCAAAAUAAGGUCCACUGGAACUUCAGAGGAGUUGACAUCGCCCAUAACUUUUCCUAGUCAAAGUCACAGUUCUGCACUCCACAUCCCUGAUGACCUGCCAAAGGCUGUUGGACGCAUUUUGAAUUUGGGUUCUUCUCCAACAAGCAUGGAUUUUCACCCCAUUCAACAGACUUUUAUUCUAGUUGGAACAAAUGUUGGGGACAUAGAGUUAUGGGAAGUUAUUUCUGGGGAGAAAUUGCUUUCAAGAAAAUUUAGAGUUUGGAAAAUUGAUGAGAUUUCAGUGACAUUCUUGGAAAAUCUGGUAAAAGAUCCAUGUGUCUCAGUUAAUCGUAUACUAUGGAGCCCUGAUGGAUCACUAUUUGGGGUUGCAUAUUCAAAGCACAUUGUACAGUUAUAUUCUUAUCAUGGUGGCAGGAAGAUUCGGAACCAACUGGAGGUUGAUGCUCAUGUUGGUGGUGUAAAUGAUCUUGCAUUCUCGAAACCAAAUAAGCAACUUUUGCUCAUAACUUGUGGCGAUGACAAGCUCGUUCAGGUGUGGGACGUGAUUAGUGGUGCCAAACAAUAUACGUUUGAAGGUCAUGGGGCACCUGUUUAUACUGUAUGCCCUCAUGUAAAGGAAACAAUUCAUUUUAUAUUUUCAACAUCAACGAAUGGUGAGAUAAAAGCAUGGUUAUAUGACAAUAUGGGAUCAAGGGUUGCGUAUGAUACUCCUGGUCACUGUUGCAUGAGAAUGGCUUAUGGUGCUGAUGGUAAAAGAGAUGGAGUGUCAUACAUUGUUGAAUGGGAUCAAACUGAAGGUUAUUUGAUGAGGACAUACGUAGGACUUCACAAAUGUUCUGCGGGUGUUGUGCAAUUUGAUACAAGCAAGAACCGAUUUUUAGCUGCUGGUGAUGACCAUUUAAUCAAAGUUUGGGAUGUGGACAACUGUGAACUGCUGACAACUAUUGAUGCAGAUGGUGACCUACCUGCAAGUCCAUAUAUUCGCUUUAACAAGAAAGGAACCUUCUUGGCUGUUUUUGCCAAUUAUAACAGAAUCAAAAUAUUGGCAAACUGUCAUGGCCUUCAACUGCUGCAAAUGUCUGAAGAUUGUCCCACCAAUGCCUUUACAGCUCUCUCAGAAACUCUUGUGAGCAUUUCAAUUUCAACUGCUGCUGAGUCUAGACUUACGGAUAAAGCUGUCCCUGUGAAAGGGGAUACAGAAACCUUGGAGGAUGGCCAGCCUGGAUCAACUGCAGCACCUGCUGACAUAUUAGAGACUCGGAACUUAUCUAAAAUUCAUGCACCUUCACAAUUGCAGUCCUUGAGGCUCCCUUCUGAAGUGAAAAUCAGCAAGGUUUGUGGCAUUUUUAAGUUAUCCCAGAAGACAAGUUACUUGUGA